Molecule: messenger RNA, 923 nt
Organism: Zingiber officinale
Lineage: Eukaryota; Viridiplantae; Streptophyta; Magnoliopsida; Zingiberales; Zingiberaceae
Product: lysine-rich arabinogalactan protein 18-like
Exons: 2
Coding region: 29-676 (215 amino acids)
Cellular component (GO): plasma membrane
Source: RefSeq, a predicted model, not a curated record
GUCUCGUCUUUCUCUUAAAUCAGUCACGAUGCUCCGCCGCUCCGCCCUUCUCUUCCUUUCCUUCGUCCUCGUCGCUGCUUCCCACGCCUCCGCCCAGUCCCCAGCCUCCUCCCCCACUACCCCCGCCCCUUCCCUAUCCCCUGCCACUCCAGCUUCUGUUCCCCCCGCCGUCGCCCCACCCCUGCUCACCCCCACAUCUACCCCUGCCGCUUCUCCCAUCAAGGCCGUCGCCGCCCCAACCAAAACUCCCGACGCCUCUCCUCCGAAAGCCACGACACCCUCCGUCUCCCCAGUGUCGCCCCCUCCUGCCCCCGUGCCUGUGACUUCCCCGCCCGCGCCUCCCCCGACAUUACCACCGCCGGUGCUCGCACCAGCAGCAACUCCAAGCAAGCCCACGGAAGUCCCGUCGCCAGCGCCUAGCAAGAGCAAGAAGAAGCCGAAGAAGACGACCAAGAAGAAGAAGAUCCAGAGUCCCGCCCCUGCCCCGGCGCCGCUCUCACACAGACACAGCCCUCUGGCCCCUGUUGCCGCGUCUCCGGCAGGAAGCGUCGAUGCGCCAGGGCCCAGUUUCGCCGCUGAUCAAGCGAGUGGUGCAGUGUCAGUGAGAUCCAAAGUUGCAGGCGGCCUCAUUUCAGUGGCGGCGUGGCUUCCACUGCUCGGCUUGGCUGUGGUUUGAAGCAUCUCUGCUCUUGUUUUGUUGUGCACCGCCAUGAUUCCAGCUACUUGUAGUUCCACGUUUAACUACUCGUUCUCUAUUGAAUUCAUUGAGGAGGGGAGGUCGUCAUUGUUUAAUAAUUAAUAAUGUGUUAGGGCGGUGUCGAACUGAGCAUCUUUUUAUUUACGAUGGAUGUUUUAAAUAUUUACUUCUGCGCUGGAUCCUGCGGUGAAUAUUUUUUUUAUCUGACAAAUCUAUCAGCCUGCAU